CAGGUAGAUUGCAUCCUCGCGUGGUGAACGAGAACCGACAGUGGAAAGCGACUAUCGUAAACACGGAGGCGGCCCUUCCGUGCCUCGAGUAAAUAUUCCGAAGCUUUCCUUUAUAUAUCGGACGAAGAUGCAUCGUCGUAAAAGCGCGAAGACGCUACGGGCGUAAUUUCGAUAAUCCAUUUUACGGGCAACGCUAGCCUGUUCCGUCUCUCCCUUUAACGCCACAGCGUUCCACCUUUUUCGUUACGUUAAACGCAGAGGAGAACCAUAAAAGAAGCAUGUAAUUUCUAAUUUCACCGCCAGCCAACGUCUUUCACCAUCUUUCACUAACCGACGUAACGAAGACGCGCGGACGUGUUUUCCUCGGGAAUUCAUCGAGCGUAUUCACGGCUCGAUGAGCGUAUUUUUACCGGUCUCGUAAUGUAUAAAUCGGUCGAGUCGAGUCGGGGCCGAUGCUUCUCUCGCGGGGGGUCUCCUCCCGACUUCGUAUUUUUAGAAAUCACCCAACGCUCUACGCGCCGCAACCGUGUGUAACCGUCUCGAAAAAUGGCCGGGUCGCGCGAGUGUCGGCGCGUAGAGCGCACGUUACGCAGCGCUACGUCGUAGCCGAGCGCCGAGUGGAAUUGGAUCGCGACGAUAGUGAAAGUGGCGCGUGGUGCACGCGGAAAGGAAUAAAGAAAGGUGGAAAAGAAGCGAGGUACCGGGGAUAACUGUUGCGGGGGAAGGGGGGCGAGGGCAGGGAGAGGAGCGUAGGUUUAAGGUGGAUGAAAGUUAUCGGAGAAAGCCAAUUGGCAGCGUCGAUCUCGCGAGUCCGCGAUCGCCACUCGAACCGCCGCGCUCGCUCUUUUCGCGCUCGCCGCCUCUGUCUCUGCACGCAACACACAACACACCUAUCGACGCUACACUCGAACGUGCUCGCGCGAACAGCUUGUACGCUCUCCUCUACUCCGUUUGCACACGCGCGAGUGGCAACUCGCCUCGCUGUAUGUGUGAAAUUGCGCGCGGCCGUACACACCGGCGAAAUAAGUGCACCCGUGUACGUAGAGCGUACGGCAGAAAGUGUGUAUAGAGCAGAGCCAGCCUUUACGUAACUCUGCGGCGUUCCUCUUUCCGCGCCGCACCGAGCCAGGGCCGAGCUACCUUCUCGCUAGGCCCCCCGCUCCUCUACUCAACCCAUCUCGCUAUACACGUACAUGCAUGUACGCGCUUCCCCAAUCCGAAAUCGGUUUUCACAGAAGCGCAGCACGAUGAUAUUCCAGAGGCUGAUUGCUUAGAGCCGGCCGAUGACCAGUUAUGCACGGUGGAUACUUUCGCCGCUGCGAAUAGAGCCUGUAACUGGCAGAAAGGCGACCGGAGGACGAGAAUGGAGUAUAGAAGGAAGAAACGUCCUCGCGAAAAUGCAAAGGACCUUCGGCCCGUUAGGAAUGCUACACGGAUACAUGGAAAAUCGAACUCGCGUCAAGGUCUACACGAGGAACGCGCGCGGCAUAAGGGGACACGUGGAGGCAUACGUGGCUGCCUUCGACAAGCACUGGAACCUCGCGCUCGAGGACUGCUUUGAGGUUUGGACUCGUAAAGUGAAGAGGAAAGCACCUGCUCUUGGUACGCCGAGCGACGUGAAAACGAAAGAAGACGCCGCGCCCAAAGCAGUCGUGAGGAAGAUCGAGGGAAAGAAGGAGACCUUGGAAAGACACGUGCCGCAAAUGUUGCUGAGGGGAGAACAGGUCGCUAUAAUCAUCAAAAUCAAUUGAGUCAGUGAAUACGUCCUACCACCGAGAAACGGACACUGGUGACGUCAUGCGACUCCAUGUUGCGACGCAUCGUACCGCUGGACGAGCAAAGCAAUGCAAUACCUUGCAUACUGUUAUUUAUUAUUUUUUUAUUUUUUUACUGCAUAACUUUUCUACCACAUUUGCUUUAUCGAGCAGAACGAAAUAAAACUGCG
This is a messenger RNA of Heterotrigona itama, 1945 nucleotides long. The record is from the annotation of a GenBank genome assembly. NCBI's taxonomy places the organism in Eukaryota, Metazoa, Arthropoda, Insecta, Hymenoptera, Apidae.